AUGAAUGGAAAAUUAAUCCUCAGGCUCUUCUUAUAUCUAAUUUUUCGAUUUUUGCACUUACUUCUACUACUGGAAUCUGACAUUUAUGCACUUUUAUUACGGUUAUUUGAUAAGAAGAAUCAGGAGGACGAAGUGGAGAUUUUCAAUAUUUUUGGGAGAUAUCGCUUCGACAACACAGAUGUCACCAGGGAGUCGGAUUUCCUAUCAUUUCACGAAAAAUCUACAAUUUUCGAGGAAAUUUGUGAGGAAGGCUGGUUCAUCUACAACAUAACGGAACGAUACGUGUAUUUUGUAAAAAUAUCUCCAAUUGAAGAGGACAAUUUUGAAUCUACAAUUUCCAUCGAAAAAUGCUCAAAACUAGGCAUCUUUUUACACCAAAACGCGGAAAAGUUGGCACGGUGCCAAGUGGAUACUUUCCAGCGGAUCACUCGGGAUCUGCCACCGUUCAGGAAUAAAGUAUUGAUUUUUCACUCGGCGCCGAGUUGCGGAGGGACUACAGUCGGGAAAUUGCUUCAGGCUUGUGAUAAUUCGAAAUUAUCACUUUUGGUUUUAGGUGGGCUCUUUUUUUUACAAAUUAUAGAAUAG
This is a messenger RNA of Caenorhabditis elegans, 585 nucleotides long. RefSeq lists its product as uncharacterized. Bases 1 to 585 code for a protein of 194 amino acids. The record is from RefSeq and is marked reviewed. The transcript has 3 exons. NCBI's taxonomy places the organism in Eukaryota, Metazoa, Nematoda, Chromadorea, Rhabditida, Rhabditidae.